GGACCGUAGGCCACGAUGAAUAGGUCGUGUCCAGCUUCCAGAGCCGAGGACACCAGUGGGGAGAUGGUUCUGGUAUACAAUUCGUCUCCUCCGCCUCUCUCACGGAGAAUGGCGUCGAACGAGUAAGACUCUCCGCCAUCCGAGGUUUCCAGACUGUCUCCCUCCACCCUCCACACCUUCUCCUCUUCUGAGGGACAGCAAUUCACCGCCACUCGAAAGUGACGGCUCAUGUUCAUGCAAACGUCUGCUUGCUGUCGAAGUGUGGGGCCGGCCCUCUGCCCCUCUUGUUUUCUGCACGCAGCAUGUCUGGCCUGGAGAUCGUGGACAUCGAUCGUUGGGUGGAGGAGAACAAGUCCUCCUUCGUCCCUCCAGUCUGCAACAAGCUAAUGUUCGGAGCUGGGCAGCUGAAGAUAAUGUUCAUAGGCGGACCCAACCAGAGGAAAGACUACCACAUUGAGAGGGAGAAGAGUCCUCUCGACCAGAUGUACCUGCACCCAAGUCGCAUCCCCCACUCCCCACAGAGAUAUGGAGGCACAGUCGGUCUGGUGAUAGAGCGAGAGAGGUCCGAGGAUGAGGUGGAUGGUCUCAGGUACUAUGUUGAUGGGACCAUCAAACCACUCUGGGAGGAGUGGUUCCAUUGCGACGACCUUGGCACACAACUGGGCCCCGUCAUUAAGAAGUAAUGACUUAUGCAUUCACUCAUAACCCGAAUAGGUUGUAAUGCGAGUUAUUUCUCAUCUAACCACUUACUGUCUGACAGGUACUUUGCAUCAGAAGAGCAUGCAACAGGAAAACCUCCAGAAGGAAAAGUGUUUCCACCUCCUCCUGUGAAGAUUGACACAACCACACCGUCCCAUCCUCCCCUCAACCUCGCCUGCUGGAUGGUGGAUAAUAAGGAGGAGAUUAACAAGAGAGGGAGCAAAGUAUUGUACUCCAGAGGAGAAUUCAAGGUGACGGUGUGGGGAGGUGAUGUGGUGCAAGAGGGAGGUGGAGGAGAUGGAGAGACGUUUCUAUGGCAACUGAAGGGUUCAGCGGAGGUCACCUGUGACCGUGGUUCUGGGAUUCUCAGCAGACACUCCUGCACACUUAUUCAGGCCGGAGAGAAGUUCAAAGUUCUCCGGAAGCCUGGUUCAAUGGGGAUAACAGUCACCACUGACCCUUUUGCCAACAAAUAGACUCUGACCUCUACCGUUGGAACUCUGUAAUAGGCUGUCAAUAUUUUCAUUACCUGAAAUAGAAUAUUUAUAUGCUGAUAUAAUACUGGCUAAAAAGACGUUCAUCGAUAGUGAGAGGAUGAAUUGAAAAUCAUGACGUCUUGUUCCACCAUGACUUCCUAUCCACCUCUGUCAUACAUGACAUGAGGAACUCGAAGUAGACCCCACCCAUGAGCCAGAGCGGAGCAUACUCCAUGGUGAUGAGUCCCAUGACGUCAUAGUCAAACUGGGAGUAAUCCCAGGGGCAGGCCCCGAACAAUCGGAGGACAGCUCCUGUGAGGAACUCCCAGCAGUAGGUCAAUGGGAUGUAGAGGAAACAGCGAGCCCAGAGCGGGACUCGGCGAGCUAUCAUCAUCUCCCUCAGCAGUUCGGCUCCGAAGAAAGCCCCCAGACCGUAGAUGAGGAACGACCAGAGAGAAGAUUGCCCCAUUAGUCGAGGGUUUCCCCCCGCAACCAAUUCCCAUAUUGCUGUGAACACCACCUCAACGAACACGCCGUGAACGCCCCAGAAAUAGAGUCUGUACUUCCAGGGAAGCAUGGCUUACACCUGGCAGCUUGGGCGGGCAGGAGAGAGCGGCGCGGAGGAGGAUAAUCGACGACGCGUGUGUACGUGUGUACGUACGUGGGGGAAACUGCGCAUGCGUACCCGCGCUCGGGCAAAACGACUGCGCAUGCGUAUGCGCUCGUGCGUGAAGAUGUCUCGAGGAGGGGAGCAAGGAAACAGCGGCAGCAGCCAGCAGAGUGCCUCUGACGCGGAGUUUAGAGCGUCUUUCUCUCUCUUACCUCACGUCAACAACAUCCUGGCCAGCCUCAGCCAGUCAGACCACUCUGCAGUCGAGAAAACAGUUAGUGAGCUGGAUGCUCAAGUACGCCGGUGUCAGCAGCUACUGAGCAACUGUCCCUAUCUCGAUCUCUCAGAAGACGAGCAGAAAACACUCCUGGAGAGAAAGAAGACACUUCUGCAAGAGAAAAGUGAACUUCUGGUUAGUUACACAGACUUGGCUGUGAUUGUUUCCAGAUGACAUCAUGACUUUCAUAUGUACAUUUUAUGACAUUCAGAAUAAUAU
Messenger RNA from Geodia barretti, 2281 nucleotides. NCBI's taxonomy places the organism in Eukaryota, Metazoa, Porifera, Demospongiae, Tetractinellida, Geodiidae. The record is from the annotation of a GenBank genome assembly.